This is a messenger RNA of Mercenaria mercenaria, 3363 nucleotides long. RefSeq lists its product as uncharacterized. The transcript is spliced from 2 exons. The coding region runs from base 108 to 2201 and encodes 697 amino acids. The record is from RefSeq and is a predicted model, not a curated record. Gene Ontology annotation, molecular function: protein binding. NCBI's taxonomy places the organism in Eukaryota, Metazoa, Mollusca, Bivalvia, Venerida, Veneridae.
GAAAAAUAAGUUAUUGAAACCAAAAGAGGAAGUUAUAUUGUUUGGAAAAAAAUAUAAUCACCAACUGCGUAGACAUUUAAAUUUUAGUUUUCUGUAAAUUUAUCAGGAUGUUUCAUAUGCCAGAUUACUAUCACAAUAUAUCCAUGAGACUUUCUGAGGUCUUGGAUGAUAUUGGAGUAAAUGAAAAUAUUGUGAUAAAGAGGAGGAGGACAACUCUACUGACAGAAACUAUGGUGACAAUCAAUUUCAGAGCAAAUGGUAAACAAUGCAAUCUUUAUUAUUUAGGCAGUCAAUCAGAAGGCACCACAACAUUAGGACUGCAAUCAGAUAGUGACAUACUAUACUGUAUAGAUGGUGGCAUUGUAAUACAGGACUGGUCUGAAUGGACUCCAGGUAAACUUAACUUGCUGAUGAUCCAGAAUGAAAUAACACCACCUGGUUAUUGUCUUCUACAGGUACUUAGACCUGAUACUCCACUUCCUGCUACAGUUGAACUGGCUAAUAUAGCAGUAAAUGAUACACAUGGACGGAUCUUGUUCAAGAACACAAUAACUGAUGCUGCAUAUAUAUUGCAAGGACGUCAGCGACAAGGACCAUCAACAACAUUAGCUGCAGAACCAGGUUUUGUUGCACAAGACCUUGUAUUGGCAUUGCCUUGUAUAUCAUGUCCCCAGUCAUUAAGAGCUUGGCUGCACCAGCAAGAAACAAAUACAUGGCCAACAGCAGAAAUGAAGAGAUUUGCAAAAUCAACAAGGUGUUUUGUUGUUGGUGUUGGCAGCAGAGCAAGUGAAAAUGCAGCCUUUGAAUGGAGACUUUCUACCUCAUUAGCUGAACGCUGCUUGAUGUUCAAUUUGAAUAUUACUCAGAUAAAAUGUUAUAUCUUAAUGAAAAUGAUUCUUAAAACAUACAUUAAGGUUGAAAAUCUUGACAAUGAAAGUUACAUUUCAAGCUUCAUGUGUAAAACUGUUUUAUUUCUCUGUAUAGCAAGUAAACCUUCAUCUGUAUGGAAGGAGUGUAAUAUAUUAAACUGUUUAAAUUACUGCCUAUUUACGCUGAACAGUUGUAUAUUGAAUGAACACUGUCCCCAUUUCAUUGUUCAUGAAAACAAUCUAAUGGCAGGAAAAUUUUCUGCUGAAGUCAAACAGAAGUUACUUGAAAGAAUGUCAACUUUAAUCCCAUAUGAUGGAAUUUCACUGUUUGGAAUUCAGAUUGACAACCUUGGUAAAAGACUUCAGAUUAAGCUCAAUAUGAUAAAUGAGCUACAUUAUGUUUUACCACAGCCAGAUGAGCAAACAAUAUCUAUAACGGGUGUUUUGUUAGUUAUUAUAGCUCAAGAAGUUUCAGAAGUAGUGGAGAUAGGAGCUGGAAGUUUAGAAAUACUAUUACAGAAAAUGAUACAACUAAAAAGAUACUACAGAGCUGGUGACAUGUUAGAAAAGACAGCAUGCAGACUUCUAAUACCUCUACUUUGUACCUCAAUAGGAUCUCUGAUAGCCUCACAGAACAUUCAGAUUAACAACACAGUUUCUCCUCAAGCACUUACAUGGAUUGAAGCUGGAUUGGACUCAGAUGUUGCUUCAAGCAGACUAAAACUUGCAUCUAUAAUGUACUGUGUAGGCAACGCAGAAACAGCUGCUUCAAUUCUUUCUCAUAUAGAAGAACGAUAUAAAACAGAAGUUACCGAGCCUUUAUGUCACUGCUACAACUUCUGUAAAUCUUACUUUAAGACAGGAUUUGGUCGACUUUCUAGUCAAUAUGGUGUAGAGGCUUUAAAAUACAUUGUUGCAUUUUGUGUAAAAUUUUUCACUUGGGAAAUAAACUGUGUACCACAUGAACUUCAGUAUGAAAUGUUUAGGUCAACACAAGAGGACCUUCAACACAGAGGUAUGUUUGAUGACUGGAUGGACUGUGCUGUAGUAGACUCACUGCCAUACCUUUACUUUCUACAAUACAAGACAUACAGCUUCCUACAGAGACCCGAGGAACAGCAACAAGCACUGAACAAACUUGGGUGGGUUAUUAGAACAGAGCACAACCUUGGACACAGAGAAACAGCACUGAAUUUACUGGGACAGUGUAUGGAACUGGAGAACAGACCUGCUGAUGCUCUACAAUGUUACAUGUUAUCUUUACGCCUCAGAGAAAGAAACAAUGCUGCCAGAUUUCAUAUCUGCAGGUGUUUGGCUAAUACAAUCUCAUAAAGAUCUACCCACCUGAACUGACUGGCGAUUCUGAUUUUCAACUGACACAAUGACAGAAAUAAUUCACAUUUCAAAAAGCUAUUACUGUUGUUAUGAGCCAGUGUUAUAUUACCUACACUUAUCAGGAAUAGUUCUCAAUGAGAGUGAAUAUCAGUAAAACUUUGUUACUUAUUUUACCAACCCUACAGAAAAGGUUAUCAUAAUUGCAACAGGCACAUUAAAUUUCCAAAAUACUGAGUAGAUAUACUCUAAGAUAAAAAUAAUCAUACUUUAAAAAGUUUCACCACCACUGUAAAUGAGUAGCUUUAAAGUGGCAUUAUGCGCAUCUUACUGCACAGUGUGUUUUUGGUAAAUGUUUUAUAAAAGCAAUUUUCGGUGGCUGUGCAUUUAAAUGUAUUAGAUUAACGAUAAUAAUGCAGAAGUAUUUGAAGUUAAUGCUUUAGAAAUAAAUAAAUCUGACUAAUGAAAUAAUAGUUCUUUUCUUCAAUCUUCUGAGCAGUGAUCUCCCUUACCUAUAGGUAGAGAGUUCUGAAGUUGAAGGGAAGCAACUCUUUCAUGCAGUUCGACUUUUAUGAAAAAGACUUCCCUAUUCAAAAUAUGAAAAGUCAUAUCUGGAAAUUUAUUAUUUGGUAUUGGUAACAGGAAGAGUUUGGUAUAUUGGAUUAAAAGCUAUAAUUUUCUCCACUCUUUUUACACAUACAUCUAUUUCAGCUGGGUUUUUACUUGAAAAUUGUGCAUAAUUCCACUUUAAAUGUACUGACUUGAAUUCCACUCUUGCAUACUAAGAAUGUACUGACUUGAAUUUCACUCUUGCACACUAAGAAUGUACCGACUUUGCUGUACAGAGGAUAUGAUUGUGAUACAGGACUGGUCUGAAUUACUGUAAAAUCAUUUAAUUUCGUUGGCAUGAAAUUUCAUGGUUUUGGUCAAAACGGCAAUUUCAUGGGGAUAUAAAUUCGUGGAUAUCACCUUUCGAACAUAAAAUGAAUGUGAAUUUUUCUUGUUCAUUGGGAUGUAAUUUCGUGGAUUGACUCAACCAUGAAAUUCAUGAAAAACAAUGAUAUAUUCUCUUGUACACUACAUAUCCAUUUUGUUGAAUUGUAUUAUUUAUGCUUAUAUUUUCUUUUCUCUGGCCACAAGACAUAAAUUUCUUUUUUCUUUC